CUGGAGAUUCGCUCCUCGGCAAACAUAGACCGCCUGCAGCCUCAGGCACGCCUGCCACUCACCAUAAACACGGAUGCCAAAUCCUUUGUCUCUCUCUCUGCCACGGAUGCUGCCGUUUACGCCCUCAACGGGAAGAAUCGGCUCACACAAGGCAAGGUAUGGUCCCUUCUGCUUCAGCCGCUCUCCUUGGGGAUUUGUGUUUCAGAGCCUUUCAAAAUUACAGUCUUCCAAGACUUCCACAUUUCUCUCCGGCUGCCAUACUCUGUGAAAAAGUUUGAACAGAUAGAGCUUCGUCCAGUGUUAUACAACUACCAGUCUGAUCCACUCAGCGUCUUAGUAUACUUGGAGCCGGCUGAAGGCAUUUGUUCCCCAGCAACGCUUGGCCCAGCACGGAAACGGAAGGUGGAGGUGCCAGGGAACUCUGCAAUUCCUAUACCCUUCGUUCUGGUGCCCAUGGGGGCGAGUGACAUCCCCAUCACCAUUGUUGCUCUUGGUGAAUGGGGGAUAGGGGACAAGGUUUCCAAGAAAUUGCGGGUCGAGAAAGAGGGUGCCAUCAGGAUAGAAGAAUAUACCGUUCCUCUUGAUAGUAAAG
Protobothrops mucrosquamatus (brown spotted pit viper) is the source of this 592-nucleotide messenger RNA. RefSeq names its product complement C4-like. NCBI's taxonomy places the organism in Eukaryota, Metazoa, Chordata, Lepidosauria, Squamata, Viperidae. Gene Ontology annotation, molecular function: endopeptidase inhibitor activity. The record is from RefSeq and is a predicted model, not a curated record. The annotation marks the transcript as partial. The transcript has 4 exons. Gene Ontology annotation, biological process: complement activation.